UGCUUUGCUUCACAAGGGGGGGACUUCAUUAAUGUGUAUAAAUAUCUUAAGGGGCGGGGCCAAGAGGACGGAGCCAGGCUCUGCUCGGUGGUGCCAAGCGCAGGAGGCAAUAGGCACAAACUGAUGCACAGGAAGUUCCACCUGAGGAAGAACUUCUUUACUGUGUGAGUGACCGAGCACUGGAACAGGUUGCCCAGAGACGCUGUGGGGUCUCCCUCGCUGGAGAUAAUCAAGAACCGCCUGAAUGCAAUCCUGUGCCAUGGACAACCCUGCUUGAGCAGGGAGUGGGACCAGAUCCCCCACUGCGAUCCCUUCCAACCUGACCCAUUCUGUGAUUCUAAUGAAGGUUACCAAGCCCAUACAGGUGUUUUACACGUACUCCAGAGCAGCCCGCCAGCAUAGCCUCCAGGGCGUGGAUAUAUCCAUGCAUCCAAUCUGCUACUGCUGUAAAGCAGCCCCCUACCUCGUAUGCAGAGCUUGCACAGGACUAAGGAAAGAUUUUUAAAAUAAGUUAGAUUUCCAGAGGAGAAAUGUGAAAAGACAUUCAUCAGCUUACCAUCAGCUUAUUCAUCAGGUGUGGCCCUGCCCAAGCACACUGGCACACACUAACCCUGCUGAGGUACUGCACUCCAGAGAAGGACUCUCCUUCUGCUCGUUCAAUAACAAGAUCAUUUUAGUGUGACAUGCAGAGGAGUGGGCUUCCCUCCAUGUCUAUCUGUGCCCUUAGAAAGCGAGGCUAGAAAUUACUAUUGUGUCAGACUCCAAAGCAGGGAGGAGGAGAUUUAAUGAGAGCUGGGUCAUCUCCCUAGUUUGCUGGGAGAAUCACAGUCCUGCAACCUCUGGCCACAACCCUGGUCUUUCUGUCACUGGGUCGUCUCCUCACCUGGCCAUGGCAUCUUUGAAGGCCGCCGACACGUCCUUCUUCAGCCUGAGCGGCGUAAGAGAGAGGAUGCGGGAGAAGAAAAAGGGUGCCUUGAGGACUGCGAAGUUGAAUGCCUCGCUUGUAUCCAAAAUCAAAACGAAAAUCAUUAACAACUCUUCUACUAUUAAAGUGUCCCUGAAGCACAACAAUAAAGCAUUGGCUCUGGCCCUCAAUGCAGAGAAAGCCAAUGCACAGCGGCUCACCCGGGAGAAGGCCAUCUUACAGAAGGAGGUGGAGCAGUGCCACUUCCAGAACGCUGUGCUGCGGCACAGGCUCUCCUUCCAGAAUCAUAUCUUGAAAGAAUUUGAAAAUCUUCUGGCUGCAGUUAAGACGGCCCGGCUGUCUGAGUUUGAUACAAAUUCUACAUCCUUGCCCAGUGACCAGAAGAGCAGCAUGACUGAAUAUUGCUGGGCUGAUGAUAUUGCAGAUGGUCAUCUUUUGAGGGUUACAGGGAUACCAAUGAGGGUGCCCAUUUCCAAGCUGUGUGAUGCAGGACGGCAAGGUGGCAGCUCCACAGCAGUACAAACAUCCUCAGGAGAACUUCAGAGACCUGCUUCUAAUGAGCCCCUGAAAAUUGUGCCUGUUGCCUCCAAAGACACUUUGCCACCACAGCAUGCUGAGGAACCUCAAUCCCACCAGGAAGAGAAUGGGAAGAAGUUCUCUGAAACAAAGGAAACGCAGGAGGCUUUUCAUGACUCUUGCAUCUUUGGAGAGGUCUUGUGCACCACCGAACAAAACCCCAACAGUUCCCCAGCGCUUGCCUGGCAAAGUCAUCGUCUUUCGUGUGAGGCUGAUGAGAUGGCAAAACAUUUCCUUGAUUGUCUCUCACAAGGGCACGUUACUCAGAGGAGAAAGCACUCCACCCUAUUUGCUACAAGCACUCCAUCUUCUGGUGUGGGUAUCUUCCCGCGUGUCAGUUCCACUCAGGCUGCUUUGUGUAGUAUCACAAAGGACAGCAGCAGCUCCAGCAACAACAACACACAGCAACAGCUGAAAUCACCCAGCUCCCUGGCUUCACCUACGCAAACCAAUGUUAUUUCUGAUAGGAAAUCUGUGGGUAAAGAGACUUUCUGUGAUCAGCCACAGGCUAAAGAAACUGAGUGUGGUGUUGAAACGGACUCCACCUAUAGCCAAGUCCCUGAGUUUGUUCCUAUAAAGGUUAAAAGCAAAGGCAGUCGUAAAACUGGUGAGAAAAUGACUGUUAAAAGAGCAAGUACAGGAAAAAAGAAAACAAACGCAACUAAAAACAGUGCAGAAAGUAGUCCUGAUAUAUCUCAAAGUGAAGAGUGUGCUCAAAAUGCAAAGAAACUUCUUCAGCCCGAAGUUGCAACAUGCUCUACUGAGUCUGAAGUUUGUGAGGUGGGACAAAAGGCUUGUGUGGGGGCUUCUGACAGCAAGAACAGAGACUGUAGUGUGGAGCACCAUUCCCACUCUCCUGAUAGAAUCCGAGAUCUUGAAAGUACCUUUGUGGUGAAUCCAGCACAGCUGCCCAGUCUUGAAGGUGGUGACUUAAUGCAACAGGUUAAGAAGGGACCUAUCUUUGAGAUCCAAAAUAUGGAGAGAUUAUUAGAAAGCCCAGUUCAUACUUUUUCAAGUCAUGAAAUUCCCUCAGAUGAUUCCAGUCCCCAAAAUUCACUUUUCUUCAGGAAAGAGACCUCAAGUGCCUGUGCUUUGCAGGAGGACUCAAGUGCGAGCAGAAAGAGCAUCAGACGGAAAACCAACAGAAAAACUGGAGUAAUUAGGCGAGUGGUUGAUUCUGAUGAGGAGUAUCUCCCAAAGAGUGUGAAAAUACGAAAGGCCAAAACUGAAGAACAUCCUAAAAGAAGCCAGACAAGGAGAAAAACUGUCAGGUUAAGCAAUUGUGAUCAGAGAAACGAAGUUGAUGUUUCUGGGCCCUGUACAGAUGUUCAAGGGGUAGCUAAGGAGAGCACAAAGGAUUUGCCUGGUAAUGUUAAAUGUAGCAGGAAAACUUACAUUAUCCAUCCUUUGGAUCUUGCAGGAGACUUGGGUUGCGUCCAGACAGAAUAUGAUGGGGGUGAAAAUGUACCUCCCAGGUCAGUUCCUGGGAUCAAAGCUAGCAAAAUCCCCAGAGCUGCUAAGAACUAUCAAAAGAGCAAUAAAAAACAGACAAGGGGCCUUCAAGAAGAAAGGCAAGCUAAUGUUGACAACAACAUGAGUGAUUUGAAAAAAAAAGCCUAUUGCAAACCCAAGCCUCAGAGGAACAACUCUAGACCUGCAGAGUCUGAUACCCUGGCCAGACAAAGUGAUGGUGCCGAUGUUCUCACUGGAAGUUCAACGGAACGUGCACCCAAGCAAACUGUCCCUAUGGGGAAGUUUUCCUUCAUUACAGAUCUGCUGUCUGAGCCAGAUGGCUUCCUGGAGGAGCAGAUACCUGAGAUAUCACUUACAAAUACUCCUAUGGACCUUUUUAACAAUCUUGAAUCCUCCUCUAUGACCAGUUGUGCAGCUUUGCCUGUCAGCUCCAGGCUUACUGAAGUACUAGUUUCCAAGAGCUUGGGUGCUGAGGGCAACAGAAUGCCAGAAAAAUCCCCUGUUUGGCUGAAAAACUCCCUGAUAUUUAAGGAGAAGACUGCAGAGGAAAUACCCAGGGAAACAAGUUCUCAGUCAAGUUCUCAGAGCUCACCUUCACAGGAACCUGAGAUCAGACCACUACAGGACUUGAACAAUACCAGGAUUCUGUCCUGCUCCACCUCAGAAGAAGUAUCAGGGCGCUUAUCCAGGCGGAGACGGAACCCAGCCUGCUAUACAGAACCAAAACUCAACAGUAAACUGAGGCAGGGCGACCCAUUUACAGACACUGCGUUCCUCUGCUCUCUUCGCUGCAGAAGAAAAAAGAAUCCUGUUAAAGCCAAGGGAAGGACCCAGAAGAUGAAAGAGGAAGAAGAAUGGCUUCCUGAAGGAUGUCCCAGUGCCAAGCACUUCAGCAACAUCCAUCAGUUCAUGAGGAUAGACUGGGUCUUGCUGUACUCUGCAGAGUCCUCCAGAAGAUGGAAACUUUGUUAGUACAGAGGGAAAAGAGUGUCAUCUGCAGUUGGGUAAAUGCUACCACAUUGCUUAUACAUAAGUAAUAGUAGAGAGUCAUUAAAACUAGCAAACGAAAAGCAUAAGAUUUAAAAAUGCCCUCUUAUUUGUUCAGCUUCCUCAAAGGUACCAAGCUGUCUCUGGUACUCUGUAACUCUGGAAGCCAGGUAGGAACAAUAAAUAACAGGGAAUUUGUUAGAGGUGCUGUUGUAGUAGGACCUGCCUGACUGUGUUGAACUACUGAUGUCAGAAGCCAGGCGGGAACAUGGAUCUCCAGCUGUUCCCAGUAAUUGUUUUCAUUGCCUCUAGGGAUCAGAAGUGGGGCUUUUUCCAGCUCUAUGUCUUAUGUGCUUGUACUGACAACAGAAUUGUAGACUGCAUUCAUUCCUAUUAAAGGUAUAGUGACAGUUCCUAGCAGUUAUAGAGCUGUGUUUCAAACACAUUGUAAUAGGGAAAGGUGUGAGAUAUACUGGAACGUGAAAAACUAGACACCGUUGCUAGCUCAACAAAAACCAAUAUUUAUUACCAAAAGGCGGCCAAGAAAACGAACAAACCCAAAAGGGAGGAAGGAGGAGAGAAAUAAGCCCCAGUUACCCAGCUGUUGCCCAUAAAGUUAUCUUACCAACCUAGCAUGCCUAUAACUACCCAUAGCAGAAGCUGCAUCCUUGGGGAGUCCGUAAGUUCACAAACUGGCAAGCGUCCCUGCCAAAGGCAAC
Molecule: messenger RNA, 4680 nt
Organism: Corapipo altera (White-ruffed manakin)
Lineage: Eukaryota; Metazoa; Chordata; Aves; Passeriformes; Pipridae
Product: shugoshin 2-like
Exons: 10
Coding region: 890-3946 (1018 amino acids)
Biological process (GO): meiotic chromosome segregation
Cellular component (GO): chromosome, centromeric region; nucleus
Source: RefSeq, a predicted model, not a curated record